This is a messenger RNA of Alosa sapidissima (American shad), 4151 nucleotides long. RefSeq names its product transmembrane protein 161B (gene tmem161b). Bases 203 to 1696 code for a protein of 497 amino acids. The record is from RefSeq and is a predicted model, not a curated record. The transcript has 12 exons. Lineage: Eukaryota; Metazoa; Chordata; Actinopteri; Clupeiformes; Clupeidae.
GUUGAAAACAUUGGAGCUGGGGUUGCUUGGUUUGCCACAGGCGAUGUUAGGUGCAUAGGGAAGUUAUCUGUCUGUAUUACUAAUUAUUCCUAAACAUUACCAUCGUCAGAAAGGCUUAUGUGCUCCGUGCAGCUCGAUCUCCGAGAAGGGGUGUUUAGUGAGUCAGUCGGUGUUGAAUCCAUUCCCGUUCUACUACAUCAAUAUGGGUGUGAUCAGUGUGCAGCUGGUAGUUACCAUGGUAAUGGCCAGCGUUAUCCAGAAGAUCAUACCACACUACUCCUUCGCAAGAUGGCUCCUCUGCAGUGGCGGUCUGCGUUGGUAUCAGCAUCCCACAGAUGAUGAGUUACGGAGCCUCGCUGGAAAACUCCAAAAGGGAAAGAGCAAGAAAGACAGGAAGUACAACGGGCACAUAGACAACAAACCUCUGACCAUUCCCAAGGACAUCGACCUCCAGCUGGAGACGAAAUGCAUUGCCGAAGUGGAUACGUUAGCACUUCAUUAUUUCCCAGAGUUCCAGUGGCUGGUGGACUUUACGGUGGCCGCCACCGUGGUGUACCUCAUCACCGAGCUGUACUUCUGCGUGGCAGAGCCCAGUGGAGAGAUGAACAUCAGCGUGGUGUGGUGCCUACUGGUCCUGGCCUUCGUCAUAAAGAUUCUGUUCUCCCUCACUGCCCAUUACUUCAAGCUGGAAGAGGGGGGAGAGCGCUCCCUCUGCAUCACCUUUGCCUUCUUCUUCUUCGUCAAGGCCAUGGCCAUCCUUAUCGUCACCGAGAACUACCUGGAGUUCGGCCUGGAGACAGGGUUUGCUAAUUUCUCUGAAAGUGCUGUGCAGUUUCUUGAGAAUCAAGGGCUUCAGUCCCAGGGCCCCAUAUCCAAGCUAACCUUCAAGCUGAUCCUGGCGCUCCUCUGCUCCCUGAUUGGAGCGUUCCUGACCUUUCCCGGCCUGCGAUUGGCCCAGAUGCAUCUGGACGCCCUUACACUGACCACUGGCAAAGUCACGCAGAUUUUGCUGCAUAUCAACUUCUUGGCUCCGCUGAUAAUGGUUCUGCUGUGGGUGAAGCCGUUAACCAAGGACUACAUCAUGAACCCCACUCUGGGGAAAGAGAAUGUGCCUUUGAUGAGUGAGCAGACCUUCGACACACUGCGUCUGUGGGCCAUCCUGCUGCUGUGCGCUCUGAGGCUGGCCAUGAUGCGCCACCACCUGCAGGCCUACCUCAACCUGGCCAGGAAGGCCGUGGAGCAGAUGAAGAAGGAGGCCGGACGCAUCAGCACCGUCGACCUGCAGAAGAUGGUGGCGCGGGUCUUUUACUACCUAUGUGUCAUCGCACUCCAGUACAUGGCCCCUCUGGUGAUGCUGCUGCACACAACCUUGCUGCUAAAAACUUUAGGCGGUCACUCGUGGUGGGUGUAUCCUGAAGAGGACCAGCCUUGCCCUUUGCAUGUGAACCCUGAAGCUGCCGCCACUAUGGUGGGAGGAGCAGGAGCGUCAGGGCCCGUCGCUACGGAGACCGGGGCCGGAGGCGGGGUCGCGCCGUCCGUGGCCCAGCUGUCAGUGGCCCUGGGCGGCCUGCGGACAGUCUUCAGCCCCCUGCUCUUUCGCGGUCUGCUGUCCUUCCUCACCUGGUGGAUCGCUGCCUGCCUCUUCUCCACCUCCCUCUUUGGCCUCUUCUACCACCAGUACCUGAUGGCCGCGUAGCCCACUGGACCGGACCUGACCAGACCUGGCUGAGGUGGGGGUUUCCGAGCCGAGGACUCAGGGCUUCGGACCUCACUCACCCAACUCUCCACGCACCCCCUCUCACGACAUCAUAUCAGCAAAGCUCUUCUACGAUGUGCUUCCUUCACAGAUGACUUUUGUUGUUUUAUCGUUUUUAUUUCAGUUCGACUGUGACACCACAUGUCACUGGAGCAGGACCUGCUACUAUUAAUGGGAGUAAUAUCAUUAUCAAUAAUAAUAAUAAUAAUAAUUGAAAUAAUAAUGGUGGUAACAGUAAUAAUUGUUGAUGAAGACUGGGGGAAGCAGGACUGCUGGGGGUUCAGGGAGGAGAGGUGGGCCGGAACUGAAGUUCAGGGCGAAUGCUCCGGGGAAGCGCAUGAGGGGGACACUUUUGGCAGGAGCACGGAGGGAGAGCAGAGGCCCACAUUGGCAUUGCCUCAUAUAGAUAUUUAUAUUCUUUUUAAUGGACAAUGGAGAGUUUUAAAAUGCUUUGUUUAUUUGUUUGUUUAGAUUUUUUUUAUAAAUUGUUUUGUCCAUUAGUAGUUACCGGUGUAGAUUGUUCAUGGAAUGAAGAGAUGAGUGCCUCCCACAGGUCAUGUUCAUCGGCUGUAGUCCUUUUGACUGAGGGGAGGCGUGUGUUAAUGUGAGUGGAUGAGAGGGUGUGUGUUGACAAAUCCUUUGACUGAGACCUUUUUUGCUGUAUGUGUGUGCCUUCAUUGAGCAUCUUUUUAUGUUCAAGCUAAGUUUGUAUGGAUGUCCCCCCCCCCCCCCCCCCAUGCCUGCUGCUGCUGGCGUGUGUGUGUGUGUGUGUGUGUGUCUGAGUCGCUGUGAAAGUAAGUCAGUGUUUGUAUGCCCUCGGGCUACAGAUAACUCCUGCUGUGUUCUGGGGGUUUGAGAAUCAAAAAGGGCAUUUUGAUCAAUGAAAUCAGCAUGUAGAGCUUCACUGCAAAGCACUGUUGAAGAGAUUCUCCUCUUCUUUUUCCUUUUUUUUUACCCUUUGGUCUCAUCCAUCUGCACUGCUCACCCGGCCUCCCGACGACCGAACGUUUCCGCUCUGAACGCAGGGCCCUCGAGGAGUCUAGGAGCACACUUCGUGACAGAUUUUUAUUUUGGUGUUAUUAUGUUUAACGUUGGUGGAUCAAAUCAGUAACUUUUUGUUUUUUUUGUUAGUAUUGUUACGCUGUCCUAACGCAAAGUCUUUGAAUUCAUUUGAGAACGUGCCAAUAGAACCCACUAGGGGGUUGGUGCACAUGGCCCCACCGUCUUAGUUGCCAGUGAGAAGAUGAGGUAUUAGUCACGCAGUGCACAGUCAAGGAAAUUCUGUGUGUGUGUGUGUGUGUGUGUGUGUGUGUGUGUGUGUGUGUGUGAGUAUUUAUAAAGACAGAUCAUUUCAUGGAAGAAGCUCAAAGUGGGUCUCAUAAAGUGAAUUUCAUUUCUUCUCUGUUAAACCACCACAUGUGAAGUAUGGACGGUUAUGUUACAAUCAUAUCGGAUGACUGAUGUAGUAUUCUCAUGUUUUGUUCGUUUUUAGCAGAAACGUUUAACGUUAAAAAACGUUAUUUGAACUCUUUCAUCGGAAAGGGUUGGGAAAGUCUUAUCCUGACUCUCUUUUAAACAUCAGAGAGGAAGCACACUAUGAAUGUAAAGAUCCUGCCUAGUUUUUGUUUGUUUGUUUGUUUCUAACUAAUGAAAAUUUCAUGUAUGAACAAAUUGAUUUAUGCAAAUAUGAGCAACCUGUAACACCUAUUUAACCGUGAUGACCGGUUCUGUUAGUCAGUUAGUUAGUGGACUUUUGUCAACUACAUCAAUGGAUUUGCUUCAUGUCAGGCAAAUCCUUUGCUCACAAUGUGCUCUGGUUUAUACCCAUUUGUUGGUCCUUUGUUAUGUACAGGGACUCGCUUUGCAAGUGACGUGGGGACUGGGAGGAUUCUUUUGGGUGUCAGUAUUGCAGGGAGAUUCUGGUUUUGCAUUGCGCCAUUGGCCCUUUGUGUCUCACGUGGUCCCCCCUUCCGUUUUGGGGUUCAGCUGGACUGCAAAUGCAUUGUGGGAAUAUUGAGCAGAUACUGACAGCCUUCGCCACGCCCGGGCCUGUUCUACUUGGCCUGUUGACAUCUCGGCUCAUGGUGUACUCCUGCAGACUCUCUCUCUCUCUCUCUUUCUCUCUUUCUCUCUUUCUCUCUUUCUCUCUCAUUGCAUGUGUCCGCCGUGACUUGAACCGCUGUUUCCGGAAAGAUCAGGUCGUUGCAGUAUUCCGUUAAUCGCACUAAUCGCAACCCCCUCCAAAAAUGGUCCUAAUUUUACAAUUGAUUUUUAAUUUGUUAUAAACAAUUGCGCGUGUAUACAUUUCUAAUCCUAAUGCCAAAUGAUCUUUUGAAACGGUGUCUUUUAUUCAGCCAUUUAUGGUUUUAUUUUGAUUAGUUUUAUUUGCAUCAAA